This is a messenger RNA of Rhinolophus ferrumequinum (greater horseshoe bat), 456 nucleotides long. Its product is annotated as proline-rich protein HaeIII subfamily 1-like. Bases 1 to 456 code for a protein of 151 amino acids. The record is from RefSeq and is a predicted model, not a curated record. NCBI's taxonomy places the organism in Eukaryota, Metazoa, Chordata, Mammalia, Chiroptera, Rhinolophidae. The transcript has 2 exons.
AUGCAGCCACUGCCGAGUCACCACCCCACCCCCCGCCUCGGUCGCGGCUCAGAGACCUCAUUCCUGGAGGCCUUGGUAUCCCUAAGGGCCCCUCAAGCCGCGGCGGCCGUCAGGUGGAAGGAGACAGGUCAGCAGCGGCUGCCCGCCCAAGGAAGGCGGAGCCUGACGGAGGCCGGGGCUCCGCAGGGGGCAGCAGGCGGCCGGGACCCCGCGCCCCCUCCUCCGCGCAGCCCGCCGGCGACCCUGGGCGCUAAUCGGUGCUGUCUCGGUCUCAUCUGUCCCGGGCAACAGGUGAGGAGGCUGCCCGCCCGCGGGUCCUCUGCGGGACCGUCCCACCCCCGCGCGCCUCGCGCCCGCCCCUCUCCACGCCCCCUCCCCUCCUCCCGGCCUCCGCCGCCUGCCUCGGCCGUCCGGCGGCCUCCCCUCUCCCGGUCUCCUCCUCCUCUCCGGCCCUAG